AGUGGGAGGGGACAAGCCGCCGACAAGCGGCAGAGACUUCCCAGAGACGUCGAGCUCUCAGCCCCGCAGCCGCCACUCGGGACCAGAAGGCAGGGGCAAAGCCGGCUCUGUUUGUUUGUGUGUGUGUCUGUCUGUUUUUCUGCUGUGUCUCCCAGCAACUGGAAGCGACCCGGCUUCUCCAUCUUUCUCGCUGGGCAGGGCAGGGCAGGGCCCCGGCGGAAGCGGGGUGGGUGGGAGGUGGGCGGCGGCAGCAAAGCACGAGGAUGCUCGCAAAGUGAGCGUCUCUCCUUCGGUCGCGAGAAAAGGGUGGCGCGGCGAUCCAGAUGCAAAGCCCAGGCGGCGACCUGGACGGCGGUGUCCCCUCCGCGGCCUCCUCCUCCUCUUCCCUUCCGUCGCCAAUGGCGCCGGGAGGGUUCGGAGAGGGCAAUGGCCGUGGUCGGGCCCCGGAUGGCGUCUUCAACUUGAACCCUCGGCGUCCCCCGGAACUGCUGGAGGAGGUGGAAAAACUGCGGGAGGAGAAUGACACCCUCAAGAAUGAGAUAGAUGAGCUGAGAACUGAAAUGGAUGAGAUGAGGGACAGCUUUUUUGAAGAGGAUGCAUGCCAGUUACAGGAAAUGCGUCAUGAAUUGGAGAGGGCUAACAAAAAUUGUAGGAUUCUACAGUAUCGUCUUCGGAAGGCAGAGCGCAAAAGACUUCGCUAUGCACAAACUGGAGAGAUUGAUGGAGAACUUCUUCGUAGUUUGGAGCAGGACUUGAAGGUUGCAAAAGAUGUUUCUGUAAGACUUCAUCAUGAGCUGGAAAAUGUGGAAGAAAAACGCACCACCACAGAAGAUGAAAAUGAAAAAUUACGACAGCAAUUAAUAGAAGUAGAAAUAACAAAGCAAGCUCUGCAAAAUGAACUUGACAAAAUGAAAGAGCAGUCCAUGAAAAGAAGAGGAAGCAAAGACUUGCAGAAAUCAGAAAAAAAGCAGCAGACUCCCACUGAGGAGGAUAAUGAAGAUCUGAAAUGCCAAUUGCAGUUUGUCAAAGAAGAAGCAGCUCUAAUGAGGAAAAAGUUGGCCAAAAUAGACAAGGAAAAGGAUAGAUUUGAACAUGACCUACAAAAAUAUAGGUCGUUAUAUGGUGACUUAGAUAGUCCUUUACCAAAGGGGGAAGCUGGAGGCCCGCCUACCACAAGAGAAGCCGAACUGAAACUUCGUCUGAGGUUAGUAGAGGAAGAAGCCAAUAUCCUGGGAAGGAAAAUAGUGGAACUGGAAGUAGAAAACAGAGGGCUGAAGGCAGAACUUGAUGACUUAAGAGGAGAUGAUUUCUCAGGGGCAGCCAAUCCCCUAAUGGGGGAACAGAAUGAAUCUCUCUCAGAGUUACGGCAGCAUCUGCAGUUAGUUGAGGAUGAAACAGAACUAUUGAGAAGAAAUCUUGCUGAUGUAGAAGAGCAAAAUAAGCGCAUCACAGCAGAGUUGAACAAAUACAAAUACAAGACUCACGAUACUUCAAGGCAUCAUGACAGUGCCAAGACAGAGGCUUUGCAAGAAGAGCUCAAAGCCGCCCGCCUGCAGAUCAACGAACUCAGUGGUAAAGUUAUGCAACUUCAGUAUGAGAACAGAGUCUUGAUGUCCAACAUGCAGCGCUAUGAUCUGGCCUCACAUCUGGGGAUCCGAGGCAGCCCCAGGGACAGCGAUGCUGAAAGUGAUGCAGGGAAAAAAGAAAGCGAUGAUGAUUCACGUCCCCCCCAUCGCAAAAGAGAAGGGCCUAUUGGUGGGGAAAGUGACUCGGAGGAGGUCCGAAACAUCCGCUGCUUGACCCCUACGAGGUCCUUCUAUCCAACACCUACAGGAUGGCAAAAAAGCUUCACAGACCGUCAGCAGAUGAAGGAUAUUCGCUGUGAGGCAGAACGCUUGGGCAAGACGAUAGACCGCCUGAUUUCAGACACAAGCACUAUCAUAACUGAAGCAAGAAGUUAUGUGGCCAAUGGAGAUCUGUUUGGACUUAUGGAUGAUGAGGACGAUGGGAGUAGGAUACGGGAACACGAACUUCUUUAUCGGAUCAAUGCCCAGAUGAAGGCCUUCAGGAAAGAGCUCCAAGCUUUUAUCGACAGACUCGAAGUUCCAAAAUCUUCGGAUGAACGAAGUACAGACGAACCUUUGUCAGUGAGUCAGAUAAAAAGUGCAGAAGUUGUAGUUUCUGUAGCAAUCACUGCUGUAAAAACACUGAAGACUUAUUUGUUUGAAAACAAUGGGAACAACCCUUACCUUCCAAAAUGUGGAUCAUAAAAGAAGUAAAAAAGAAAUAUUCCCACCACUGAAUCUGACUUCUGCUUACCAGAAAAGUGUAACCAGAAGACAAAGGAGAGUAAUUGAUGAAUAUCUUUUGAAAAUAAGGCUGUGUAUAUAGCACGGUACAACAACCUACUGCAUUUCUCAGCUUCAGUAUAGUGUGACUUGCUAUAUCAGAAUCACUGCUCACCAGAAAUACAAAGUUUUUACCAAGAGAAGAAAAGAAAAGCAAGGUUACAAAUUGAAAGAAAUCCAUGGGAAGGAAAGCUCAUGCUUUUGAGAGUUGGAAAAUGUCCAGAAGUUCUCAGAAGUGAGAAUAAUGUGACCACAUUUGCACGGAAGUUUCUUAAAGUGGCCAAAUGGGAAUAAGCUUCUGGACUACUAUCAAAAUACCUGCUAUGAGAAGAAUAACUCUGAAGGAACUCCCUUGAACUUUGGCUGAGGGAUCUCAGUGAAGCUAGGUUUAUUUUCCAUGACCACAAUCACUUCUAUGCAAGUGCACAUUGGUCAAUAACCUCACUUUUUGACAUGCUGGAGAAAUGAUGUUGAUUCUUAGGUCACCCUUCCAGUCUUCAGUGUUUUUAUCAAUGAGAGAAGGAUACCCCUCCCAUCACGCAUAUAGAUAGAUAGAUAGAUAGAUAGAUAGAUAGAUAGAUAGAUAGAUAGAUAGAUAGAUAGAUAGAUAGAUAGAUAGAUAGAUAUAGCUCAUGCAUGGUAAAUUUUCCUUUAAAUGACAUGCUAUGGUUCCUCAUCUCCAUACAUUUUUUUAAAAAAUUAAAUACUGUAUAAUUCUGUACAUUCUGACUUUUCCCACAAGCAGCAGGAAGACAUGCUGUGUGCAUGAUCAUAUGUUUAUAGGUGCAUGUGUUGGAAUAGGAAGUAUUACUAGUCUGUAUUUAGAUGACACAAAAUUAAUACUACUGUUGAUGCUGAAAUUAGACAUGCCUAUUUGUAGGCAAACAUAUACAAACAAAACCUUUUGUGGUUUAUUUUAUUUGAAGAUAUAUAGCUCUGGCAACAGGUAUUUUCAAAAUACCUUUUACAGGUUUCACAGGUCCACUAUUUGAUAUAAAAAAAUGAACGCGUGCAUUUUUGUAAUUGUAACAACAGAGAAAAGGCGUUCAUAUAAAAUGUACUACUUAGCUCAGUGGAUUGAUUUCUUAUUUAUGCUUAAUACUCUUUCCCUCUUCUUUACACUGCUAGGUCAAAGUGAGCUGUGAAUAUUUUUCUGACUUCACUGAUCUACCACUUAUAACUGCAUUUACCUUUUUCAGUGCACAGACAUUUGUAAAGCCCAUCAUCUCUCUUAACAUUCUGCCACUCAUGGUAAUCCAGAGACUGGUUUUCAGUGGAAUUACUAUCCAGCAACACUGUUGAGCAGAGAAGGAAGAACCAGGCCCAUGUCUGUACAACAUCUUAGGGCAUAAAUAAAUAUUUUUAAGAAAAUUCAGGCCUUCUGAUAACACUUGCCUUGUGUCGUGACAUGUUGGUGUCCCUGCCAAGUAUACUCAGUGAUACGGGGAUGCUGAUGUGAAGGAAAAUGAACCAUGUGACAGAGUGGGAUGGGAUGGGGAUUUAAUAGAUAAAUACUAUUUUGUAGGGACGACUUCAUGCCUUAUGAAGUUUUUUUCUGUGUUUAAACAGUUUUCUUUUUAAAUAACCUAAAAGUAAUGUCUUUUAAAGUGGUGUCCAAGAAUAUACAGUGACUUACCCUUACCUGCUGAUGUCCAGGAGUAUGUUGUAAUUUCUGUAAUUCCCAAUUAGCACAGCCUUGUACUGAAGUCCAAAAUAUUUGGAAAUUAUCAGAUAGAAGGCUGGUGUAUAUAGUUAAUAAAAAAGUUCCAAAGGUGUCAAAGGUAUACCCAUGGAUUUGAUGCCAUUUUUCUCCCCUUGUCUUAUUGAUCAAGAGCUAUCAGGAGAUAAGGUUAAUCUAUUUUGAACAAAAGCAAAAUAGUAAGCGCUCAGUGGAACACAGUUCUGUAUUCAUCCAUGUGAAUCUGUUUUUAUUUUUGCUUUUUAAGUGACACUGGACUUCUGGUGGUCAGAUUAAUCAUAUACGUUCUUCUCAUUGAAAUGCUUUUAGUAAUUGGGUAGCUUUGCUUUUGAAUUGUGCCUAGUAUCCAGCGUAGAUAUGUUUCAGGUGCUUAGAAUCCAGACUGAUUAUUAGCUAUCGCCUGUCUCUAUGUGAGUGAUUGUUUUAAUACAGUAUGUGUAUAGUCUGAUUGAGUUUCUCUUCCAACAGUCUAAAUGAAAUAACAAAUCCUAUUAAGAUGCCUGGCUAAGUGUCAUGAAAUGGGCCCCCUUCCACCUUUGAAUUUUCAUCCCCUUGGAAUUUCAUAGGAGGAAGGAGCAGACAGCAUUCAACUAGCCUUUUUAAAAUGUUCCUCCACAACAGCGGUUCUCAACGUUUGCGUGACGGCGACCCCUGUCACACAAACGUUAUGCGCAUGCGCGGCGCGGCACGCAGGGGGCGGGGCCCCAUGUGCGGCGCACAUGCACGGCACCCCCCAUGCGCGGCGCGCAUGCGUGGCGGCGCCCCCCGGAGGUGCGGCGCCGCCCCCGGAGGGGAGAAAAUGGCGGAUCGCCGCCUUUGGCGACCCCCAAAAAGUGGUCGAUCGACCCCAAAUGGGGUCGCGACCCAUAGGUUGAGAACCGCUGCUCCACAAGAAGACAAGAGAACAGCCUGUGUGUAUUAAAUAAUCCAUUUCAUGCCAACAAAAGCUAAAUUCUGCAACCUGUGAACUUGCACACGCUCUAAGCAAAUUUGUUUAUACAGGUAGUCCUCAACCUACGACCACAGUUGAGCCCAACAUUUCCAUUAUUAAGUACGAGUGCAGUACUGCAGGCCACUUUAGCUGACUGUGUUCAGCAGGUCAGCGGUUCAAAU
This is a messenger RNA of Crotalus tigris (Tiger rattlesnake), 5160 nucleotides long. Its product is annotated as protein SOGA3-like. The transcript is spliced from 8 exons. The record is from RefSeq and is a predicted model, not a curated record. Gene Ontology annotation, biological process: regulation of autophagy. The coding region runs from base 324 to 2270 and encodes 648 amino acids. Lineage: Eukaryota; Metazoa; Chordata; Lepidosauria; Squamata; Viperidae.